Messenger RNA from Apaloderma vittatum (bar-tailed trogon), 3292 nucleotides. It is a transcript of the gene WDR7, whose product is annotated as WD repeat domain 7. Gene Ontology annotation, cellular component: cytoplasm. Gene Ontology annotation, molecular function: protein binding. The record is from RefSeq and is a predicted model, not a curated record. NCBI's taxonomy places the organism in Eukaryota, Metazoa, Chordata, Aves, Trogoniformes, Trogonidae.
AUGGCCGGGAACAGCCUGGUGCUGCCCAUCGUGCUGUGGGGCCGCCGAGCGCCCACGCACUGCAUCUCCUCCCUGCUGCUCAUGGAGGACGCCUCCAUGAUCGUCACGGGCUGCCACGACGGGCAGAUCUGUCUCUGGGACCUGUCUCUGGAUUUAGAGGUUAAUCCUAGAGCCCUGCUGUUUGGCCACACAGCCUCAAUUACUUGUUUAUCCAAGGCCUCUGCCUCCAGCGAAAAGCAGUACAUAGUGAGCGCGUCGGAGAGCGGGGAGAUGUGUCUGUGGGAUGUGAAUGAUGGGAGAUGCAUAGAGUUUACAAAACUUGCCUGUACACACACUGGCAUACAGUUCUAUCAGUUUACAGUUGGAACUCAGCGUGAAGGGAGGCUACUGUGCCAUGGGCAUUACCCAGAAAUUCUUGUUGUGGAUGCCACUAGCCUUGAAGUUCUUUAUUCUCUGUUAUCGAAGAUAUCUCCUGACUGGAUCAGCUCCAUGACUAUCAUUCGAUCCAACAGAACACAAGAGGAUACUGUGGUAGCGGUUUCGGUGACUGGCAUCCUCAAAGUAUGGAUAAUAACCUCUGAAGUUAGUCGGCUGCAGGAUACGACGCCGGUGUUUGAGGAGGAGUCAAAGCCUAUUUAUUGUCAGAACUGUCAAAGCGUUUCUUUCUGCGCUUUCACCCAGCGGUCGCUGUUGGUCGUGUGCUCCAAGUACUGGAGGGUGUUCGACGCUGGGGAUUAUUCCCUCUUAUGUUCCGUCCCCAGCGAAAACGAUCAGACCUGGACUGGAGGCGACUUUGUGUCAGCCGAUAAAGUGAUCGUGUGGACAGAAGAUGGGCAAAGUUUCAUCUAUAAAUUACCAGCCAGCUGUCUCCCAGCUAGUGAUUCAUUCCGCAGAGAUGUGGGGAAAGCAGUAGAAAAUUUAAUUCCACCUCUAUUGUACAGCGUGUUGGACAGGGCAGAUAAACAGCUACUAAUAUGUCCUCCAGUUACUCGAUUCUUCUGUGGGCUUAGGGAGCUUUCCUACAAGCUGCUGAUCCAAGGAGACUCUUCAGGGAGACUGUGUAUUUGGAGUGUGCCUGACGCUCUGGAGCAGCAAGGCAGUGCGAAAGGACUGCAAACGACGACUUCGAUCUCCCUCCAAGAAGCUUUUGACAAGCUCACUCCUCGCCCCGCUGGCAUUAUAGACCAGCUGAGCUUGAUCCCAAACCUCAACGAACCGCUUAAAGUCACCGCCAGCGUGUACAUCCCGGCGCACGGGCGGCUGGUUUGCGGGCGUGAGGACGGCAGCAUCGUUAUCGUGCCGGCCACGCAAACGGCGAUCGUUCAGCUGCUGCAAGGAGAGCACAUGCUCAGGAGAGGUUGGCCACCUCACCGGACACUCCGAGGCCAUCGCAACAAAAUUACAUGUUUACUGUAUCCUCAUCAGGUUUCUUCUCGUUAUGAUCAAAGGUAUUUGAUCUCAGGUGGUGUGGAUUUCUCGGUCAUCAUAUGGGAUAUAUUUUCUGGAGAGAUGAAACAUAUCUUCUGUGUACAUGGGGGAGAAAUUACCCAGCUCCUAGUGCCACCAGAAAACUGUAGUGCAAGAGUCCAGCACUGUAUCUGCUCUGUUGCCAGUGAUCACUCAGUAGGUCUUCUGAGCCUGCGGGAGAAAAAAUGCAUCAUGCUGGCAUCCCGGCACCUUUUCCCUAUUCAAGUGAUCAAGUGGAGGCCUUCCGAUGACUACCUGGUGGUGGGCUGCUCGGAUGGGUCUGUGUACGUCUGGCAAAUGGAUACUGGGGCGCUGGACAGGUGUGUGAUGGGCAUCACGGCCGUGGAAAUCCUGAACGCGUGCGACGAGGCGGUGCCGGCGACUGCGCCCCGGGGCCACCCCGCCGUGAACCGGAAGCAGGCCAUGACCAGGCGCAGCCUGGCUGCUCUCAAGAACGUGGCGCAUCAGAAGCUCCAGACUCUUGCCACUAACCUCCUCGCUUCCGAAGCCUCCGACAAGGGGAAUCUACCUAAAUAUUCCCAUAACUCCCUGAUGGUUCAGGCUAUCAAGACUAACUUAACCGAUCCAGACAUACACGUGCUCUUCUUCGACGUAGAAGCCCUGAUUAUUCAGCUCCUGACAGAAGAGGCCUCCAGACCCAACACCGCACUCAUCUCUCCGGAGAAUUUGCAGAAAGCCUCUGGCGGUGCUGACAAGGGAGGCUCCUUUCUGACUGGUAAGCGAGCAGCCGUCCUCUUCCAGCAGGUCAAGGAAACGAUCAAAGAGAACAUAAAAGAGCAUCUUCUUGAUGACGAAGAUGAGGACGAAGACUCGAUAAGGCAGAGGAGAGAAGACGGCGACCCGGAAUAUCGCUCUAGCAAAUCUAAACCGUUGACUUUAUUAGAGUAUAAUCUAACCAUGGAUACAGCAAAGCUUUUCAUGUCCUGCCUUCAUGCCUGGGGCCUGAAUGCGGUUCUAGACGAGCUUUGCCUCGAUCGCCUCGGGAUGCUGAAGCCCCACUGCUCGGUGUCCUUCGGCCUCCUGUCUAGAGGAGGCCACAUGUCCCUCAUGCUCCCUGGCUACAACCAGCCCAUGGGCAAACCGUCAUACGACAGCACCGAGUUGGGGAGGAAAAUGUCCAUCACGGAAGGACUUGGGAAGGGGACGUACGGCGUGUCCCGGGCCGUCACCACGCAGCACCUCCUGUCCGUGAUCUCCCUGGCCAACACCCUCAUGAGUAUGACCAACGCCACUUUUAUCGGAGACCACAUGAAGAAAGGUCCCACCAGGCCACCUCGACCAGGCACUCCCGAGAUGUCCAAAGUGAAGGCAGCCCCUUCGAUUUCAAGUCAUGCAGCCCAAGGACAAAUCAAGCAAGUCGCUCCUGCUGUUUCUUCUAGCACUGAAGCUGGUCACUCUGGCUCUGACACUGCUCCUACUUUACAUACCUGUUUCUUAGUCAAUGAAGGGUGGAGCCAGCUGGCCGCCAUGCACUGCGUGAUGCUGCCCGACCUGCUGGGGCUGGACAAGUUCAGACCUCCCCUUCUGGAGAUGCUGGCUCGCAGGUGGCAGGAUCGAUGCUUGGAGGUGAGAGAAGCGGCCCAGGCCCUGCUGCUGGCAGAACUGAGGAGAAUCGAGCAGGCAGGUCGGAAAGAAACCAUUGACGCGUGGGCACCUUAUUUACCCCAGUACAUCGACAGCGUCAUCUCGCCCGGAGUGACCACGGAAGCCAUUCAGACUGGCAGCGCAAGCCCGGACUCGCUGGGAACUGAAGCAAAAGUUCAAGAAGAGGAGCACGAUCUGGUUGACGACGACAUCACAGCAG